This is a messenger RNA of Rattus rattus (black rat), 2994 nucleotides long. RefSeq names its product semaphorin 3G (gene Sema3g). The coding region runs from base 1 to 2340 and encodes 779 amino acids. Gene Ontology annotation, molecular function: chemorepellent activity; semaphorin receptor binding. The record is from RefSeq and is a predicted model, not a curated record. Gene Ontology annotation, biological process: axon guidance; positive regulation of cell migration; semaphorin-plexin signaling pathway. The transcript has 16 exons. Lineage: Eukaryota; Metazoa; Chordata; Mammalia; Rodentia; Muridae.
AUGGCCCGCUCCGCUUGGGCCAUCUGCUGCCUCCUGGGGAACCUCCUGUUCCAUGUGGGCAGCCCGAACCCUGGUCCUAGCCCCAGUGUGCCUCGUCUGCGGCUCUCCUACAGAGAUCUCCUGACUGCCAACCGCUCUGCCAUCUUUCUGGGUCCACGGGGCUCCCUAGACCUCCAAGUCAUGUACCUGGAUGAGUAUCGGGACCGCCUCUUUCUGGGAGGCCGAGAUGCCCUUUACUCUCUGAGACUGGAUCAGGCAUGGCCAGAUCCCCGGGAGGUCUUGUGGCCGCCGCAGCCCGGACAGAAGGUGGAAUGUGUCCGAAAGGGGAAAGACCCUUUGACAGAGUGUGCCAACUUCGUGCGGGUCUUACAACCCCACAACCGGACCCAUCUGCUGGCCUGCGGCACUGGCGCCUUCCAGCCCAUCUGCACCUUCAUCGCAGUGGGGCAUCGGGGGGAGCAUGUGCUCCACUUGGAUCCUAGCGGCAUCGAAAAUGGAAGGGGGCGUUGCCCACACGAGCCCAGCCGUCCCUUCGCCAGCACCUUUGUAGGUGGGGAGCUGUACACGGGCCUCACUGCUGAUUUCCUCGGACGUGAGGCCAUGAUUUUCCGGAGUGGGGGUCCCCGACCAGCCCUGCGUUCUGACUCUGACCAGAGCCUCCUACAUGAUCCCCGGUUUGUGAUGGCUGCUCGGAUCCCAGAUAACUCCGACCGGGAUGAUGACAAAGUGUACUUCUUCUUCUCUGAGACUGUCCCUUCGCCAGAUGGUGGCCCAGGUCAUGUCACCGUCAGCCGCGUGGGCCGCGUCUGUGUGAAUGACGCUGGUGGCCAGCGGGUGCUGGUGAAUAAGUGGAGCACGUUCCUCAAGGCCAGGCUGGUAUGCUCUGUGCCUGGCCCUGGCGGGGCUGAGACUCACUUUGACCAGCUGGAGGAUGUGUUCCUGCUGUGGCCAAAGGCAGGGAAGAACCUCGAGGUGUAUGCGCUGUUCAGCACUGUCAGUGCUGUGUUCCGGGGCUUUGCUGUCUGCGUGUACCACAUGGUAGACAUCUGGGAGGUCUUCAACGGGCCCUUCGCUCACCGAGAUGGCCCUCAACAUCAGUGGGGACCCUAUGGGGGCAAGGUGCCCUUCCCCCGGCCUGGUGUGUGUCCCAGCAAGAUGACGGCACAGCCCGGCCGACCCUUUGGCAGCACCAAGGACUACCCGGAUGAGGUGCUGCAGUUUGUCCGAGGCCACCCGCUCAUGUUCCAGCCUGUGAGGCCUCGGCGUGGCCGCCCCGUCCUGGUCAAAACUCACCUGGCUCAGCAACUGUGCCAGAUCGUGGUGGACAGAGUGGAGGCUGAGGAUGGGACCUACGAUGUCAUCUUCCUAGGGACUGAUUCAGGUUCUGUGCUCAAAAUCAUCGCUCUCCAGGGUAGUGGCUUACCUGAACUGGAAGAGGUGGUUCUGGAGGAGCUCCAGGUGUUUAAGGUACCAACACCCAUCACUGAGAUGGAGAUCUCUGUCAAAAGGCAAACGCUGUAUGUGGGCUCUCCACUGGGCGUGGCCCGGCUGCAGCUGCACCGGUGUGAGACUUAUGGCAGUGCCUGCGCUGAGUGCUGCCUGGCCCGGGACCCAUACUGUGCUUGGGACGGCACUUCCUGUGCCCGCUACCGCCCGGGCUCGGGCAAGCGCAGGUUCCGACGACAGGACAUCCGACAUGGCAACCCUGCUGUGCAGUGUCUGGGCCAGGGCCAGAGCCAAGACAAAGCCUCGGGACUGGUGACCAGAGUCUUUGGCACAGAGCAUAACAGUACCUUCCUUGAGUGCCGGCCCAAGUCUCCCCAGGCUGCAGUGCGCUGGUUCUUACAAAGGCCAGGGGAUAAGGGGGCUGACCAGGUGAAGACAGAUGAGCGAGUUGUGCAGACGGACCAGGGGCUUCUGUUCCGAAGGCUCAGCCGCCUUGAUGCAGGGAACUACACCUGUACCACUCUGGAGCACGGCUUCUCCCAGACCGUGGUUCGUUUUGCCCUGGAGGUGAUUGCGGCUGUGCAGCUGGACAGCUUGUUCCUUCGGGAGCCAAGGCUGGAGGAGCCCUCAGCCUGGCGAAGUGUGGCCUCUGCCUCACCCAAGACUUGGUAUAAGGACAUCCUUCAGCUCACUGGUUUCGCCAACCUGCCCCGCGUGGAUGAGUACUGCGAACGUGUGUGGUGCAGGGGUGUCGGGGAGCGCUCGGGCUCCUUCCGCGGAAAGGGAAAGCAGGCGAAGGGCAAGAGCUGGGCGGGGCUAGAGCUGGGCAGGAAGAUGAAGAGCCGGGUGCAGGCUGAGCACAAUCGGACGCCCCGGGAGGUAGAAGCCACAUAGAAGACGGCUGAGGAGGGGGUGGUCGGACUGGGCUGGGAGACUCAACAACCUCUCUCUCCCACCCGGCUAGGAAAGGAGUCCAGGACGCCUGAUUACCUCUUAGAGAAAAUCUCUACCACCUACAGGAAAGACCAGGGGCUGGUGGGAGGGGCCUUGCAUCUCAGUCUACUCCCGGCCCUUCUCUGUGUUCUCAGUCCCAGGCUGGAACUGGCACCUCCAGACCACUUGUAGUCCCAAGGGGCACGCUAUUUGUUCUCAGAGAUGGUGUGGCUUCCGGAGCACAUUUCCGGUUGUGCCCAGAGGCAAGUUGGGUGGGUUUUUCCCAGCUUGCCAAACAAUGGCCAUUCUGAGUGACCCUCUGAGUGGGUGUACGGGUGGCUCUGAGGGGGUAUAUUGGGAGUCCGUCAGAGGAGGGGAAAGUAGAUUCCUAAGGUAGUACCCGUUAAGAAACUCUUGCCCCAACAGAGGUGUGAGAGAAGGUGGGAGGCGCUGCGGAGGUGGGGUCGCGCUGGUUACCUGCCUUCAUGCUUUGAUUCCUUGUGUCCGCCCACUACCGGCUCAUACUCAUAGAGGCAAGACUUGCUGGAACCUGGAGGUUGCCUGGGCCUGGGCCUCGCCCCCUUUUUAAACCGGAAAGAUUGUCUCACAGUACGA